CCAGUUCACUGAUCAUGGUCAGAUUUUAGAAAGAGAAGAAAGCAGAUUAGUGGAAAUGCCAGAUUAAUCUUUAAAUCCCCCUUCAAGUGCAGUGGUUGUGCAUGGAUUAAACAUAUGGCAUUGCACAUAAAUGCAACAACAGUGAGGAGGAGUCAUUAUACGUUAUUAAAGAAUUUGAAACCAUGGAUGAAGAUGGAGAAUUACGUAUAUCUCCAACUGUGCAAAGCAGUUUUGAAAAAUGGCAUCGAGUUUGCGAAGCACGUGCACACAGUAUGCACCAGCACUUGUUUGAACAUGGUGACAGCAGUUCAGAUGAAGAAACAAAGUCGGAAGAUGUUCGUGCUCAUAAACAGGAUGAUACCAUGUUUCAACAUGAAGUUGAGCAGAGUUUGUUCAAACAAAUUCGUGGAUACAGAUUCCCCAAGACUAUUAAUCCAGAAACUGAUAUGUUAUAUUUGUUUUGGCAAUUUCUUGCUUCAUUAUCAUUGGUUUAUAAUGCAAUCUGCAUCCCACUACGCACUUGCUUUCCUUUCCAAACCAGCAGCAAUAUUUCCGUAUGGAUGACAGUGGAUUAUUUGGCCGAUAUGACGUAUAUUGUGGAUGUAUUUCUGUUUCAAAUUCGGCGACAGUAUAUUCUAGGGGGUGUAAUGCAAGAAGACCCUAUACUAACGAAAAAGGAGUAUUUAAAAAGCGAACGUUUUAAAAAAGAUGUCGUCGCAAUGUUGCCAACUGACCUGCUGUACAUUGCUUUUGGUGUGAAACCUGCUUUUAGAAUAAAUCGACUUGUGAGAACCAACUCAUAUUUUGAAUUCAACAACCGGUUUGAAAUGUUGCUGAAACGAGCGUAUGUUUAUCGUAUUGCAAGAACCACUUGCUACCUUCUGUAUGUAAUCCACCUGGAUGCCUGCUUCUACUACUGGUUGUCGUACCUCAGUGAUUUUAAAAGUGAAUGGGGUUACUUGUUGGAAGGAAACGCUUAUGUCCGCUGCUAUUUUUGGGCGUUUAUGACAACGGUUACUAUCGGCAACGUACCAGAACCUGUGACAACAAUUGAAUAUCUUGUUCAAAUAUUCAAUUAUUUUGCCGGGUUGUUUAUUUUCUCAAUUGUGAUUGGUCAGGUUCGCGAUUCAGUGCAUUCUGCCACAGCUGAACAAGAAACUUACAGGUCACAGAAAAAUUCAACAAUAGAUUAUAUGCAGAAAAAUCAUAUUCCUGUGAGAAUUCAAAACAAAGUGAGGCUCUGGUUUGAAUAUACAUGGAACACCCAGAGGAUUUUGGAUGAAACUGCCUUGCUCAAACAAAUGCCAGAUAAAAUGCACACAGAUUUGGCCAUCAAUGUUCAUAUGGAUGUACUCAGUAAAGUUGAGAUAUUUAAAGAAUGUGAUAAACAACUUCUGUAUGAUCUGUUGCUUCAUUUGAAACCAAUCCUCUACUUGCCAGGUGACUAUGUGUGCAAGAAGGGUGAAGUUGGAAGGGAAAUGUACAUUAUAACAAAUGGCAUGGUACAGGUGGUAGGAGAUACAUCUUCUGUGGUCUUUGCUUCCUUACAUCCUGGGACUGCUUUUGGUGAGAUAAGUUUGUUGGCCGUUGGAGGGGGUAACCGUCGCACUGCCAAUAUUUACAGUCCAGGUUACACAACUUUAUUUAUUUUGUACAAAAAUGACCUGAAUGGGGUUCUAAAAAAUCACCCAGAGGCUCAAAAAAUACUGAAGUCUAAAGCGAGAAAAAUGCUGAAAAAAGACAACUCCAAGAAAAAGCCGGCUCCACCUGUGUCUACCGUGCCCACCCCUGUGAACACAAAUGGUGGCGGCGGUCUAAUAAAGACAAUUUUGCACGUGGCAAAAAUGACUAACAUUGAUUUGAAGCAUCUCAAAACAUUUAGUUUAAAGAAUAAAAAUGCCGCUGAUAAAACAGAAAAGGAAGAACGCAAUAAAGAAGAUUAAAACUUUUCUAAACGUGUCAUUUGCUUAUUUAUUGGGUUUAAUGGGUUCAAGGCUCGUCGCUGCUACCAUUGUGGGCAUAUGUGUCCUUGGGCAAUUGCUUCAAUCCAGUGGUCAUUAAUGGGUUGUCAAAAUUAUCAGCUAAACAUAAUAACAAAAAUCCAAAAAACAUAAUCACCCACAAAGUAACAUGCUCGGUAACUUGUAAGCUGGCAUGAGGUGUAUAAACACCUCUGUUAUAAGGACUGUCGUUUUCUGGCUACGCGAGGACGAAGUAAGUUAUAUUCAUUCAUUCAAUAUAAAAUAACAGCGAUAUCAUGUUUUUAAGCUGGUCUGCUGAUGUUUACCAAAGUCUUUGUUGUGGUUUGUACAAUGUUUGUUGUUAUUGUAAAACAAAACAAAUGUUUGCAAUAAA
This is a messenger RNA of Ciona intestinalis (vase tunicate), 2355 nucleotides long. Its product is annotated as cyclic nucleotide-gated channel beta-1-like. Gene Ontology annotation, biological process: monoatomic cation transmembrane transport. The record is from RefSeq and is a predicted model, not a curated record. Gene Ontology annotation, cellular component: photoreceptor outer segment; plasma membrane; intracellular cyclic nucleotide activated cation channel complex. Gene Ontology annotation, molecular function: intracellularly cGMP-activated cation channel activity; intracellularly cAMP-activated cation channel activity; cGMP binding. NCBI's taxonomy places the organism in Eukaryota, Metazoa, Chordata, Ascidiacea, Phlebobranchia, Cionidae.